Messenger RNA from Photinus pyralis (common eastern firefly), 2759 nucleotides. RefSeq names its product structural maintenance of chromosomes protein 4-like. Bases 16 to 2694 code for a protein of 892 amino acids. The record is from RefSeq and is a predicted model, not a curated record. Gene Ontology annotation, molecular function: protein binding; ATP binding; ATP hydrolysis activity. Lineage: Eukaryota; Metazoa; Arthropoda; Insecta; Coleoptera; Lampyridae. Gene Ontology annotation, biological process: mitotic chromosome condensation. Gene Ontology annotation, cellular component: chromosome. The transcript is spliced from 11 exons.
ACUAUUCAAGAAUGUAUGGUAAAAGAAGCAGAGAUGACUGCAAAAAAGGAGAAAUUGCAAGCCGAAAAGGUAAAACUGUUGGCUAGCCUGCGCGAGGCCACUGUUGAAUUACAAGAACAAAAGGAACACUUGCAGACAGAAUUGGUCGACCUUAAAAAGGAAGUGGACGAAACUAAGUCCGCUUUUAGUUUGGCGGAAUCAGAAUUAAAUAUAUUUGUUAGUACAGAAGCAAACGAAAAAAAUAAACUUGAACACAUUCAGAAUGUGUAUGCCAACAUUAAAGAAAACAUAAACUCUAGAAGUAGAGAAAUUGCGGAUUUGAAGAAAAGAAUUCCGGCAAACAAAGAAAAAUUGACGGAAGCCAGAAAUAAUCUUAAAGAAGCGAAGGCCCAAGAAGCCGAAUUUAUAGAUCAAAUCAGAACUCGCCGUACCUCUUUGGCCGAAGUUAAAUCUUCUAUGCAAGCAACCAGGUCUCGAGGAAGAGUUUUAGACUCAUUAAUGAAGGAGAAAAGAGAGGGAAGGUGUCCAGGUUUAUUCGGCCGUUUGGGAGACUUGGGGGCCAUCAAUCAGAAAUACGAUGUGGCGAUUUCAACAGCGUGCGGUCCACUAGAUAAUAUUGUAGUGGACACUGUUACUACAGCACAAUGGUGUAUUGAAUUUUUAAAAAGGAAUGAUGUGGGCCGUGCUACAUUUAUUGCUUUGGAGAAACAAGAACAUUUGAGAGGCCGUGCAGAGUCAUCAAUUGUUACACCUGAGAACGUUCCACGGCUGUUUGAUUUGGUUAAAAUUGCAGAUGAUAGGAUAAAACCUGCAUUUUACUAUGCCUUACGAGACACUCUGGUGGCAAAUGAUUUAGAUCAAGCAUCUCGUAUUGCAUAUGGUAAACAAAGGUAUCGAGUUGUAACCUUAACGGGACAACUAAUUGAAACAACUGGAACAAUGAGUGGAGGAGGUAAAACUGUAUCUCGCGGGCGGAUGGGACAAUCGGUUGCUGUUUCUACAACCGAUCCCAAAGAUGUGCAGCGUAUGGAAGAAACUUUACAAAACAUGGAGGAAAGAAUUCGAAUUCUACGUCAAGAACAAGAAAAUUGUGAAGCCAUAAUUAACACUUUGGAACCAGAAGUAAAGCAAAUGGAAACUGAUGUGCAUAAGUUCACAAUUGAACUUGAGUCAUCGAAACAGCAGGAGCCAUUAAUUGCCGAGCAGUUAGAAACACAAAAAGCAAAGAGUAAAUCGACAAAGGCCGAUACAGGGACAGUAAAAAAACUUACUCAAAUUGUCAAUCAGAAGAAGCAGCUUUAUGAUCGAGCAACUGAGGCUGCUAAUGAAAUACAGGUCCAAGUAGACCGUUUAACGCACGAAAUUAAGGAAAAAACUGUGGGAAAAAUGAAAGCAAUGGAUAAAAAUUUAAAGGAUGUACAGAAUACAAUUGAUAAGUGCAAAUCUGAAAUAACACGUAGAAAUGUAGCGACGAAGACAGCGCAAAGGAACUUUAAGAAAAGUACCGAAAAAAUUGCUACUAUGGAGCAGGAUAUAGUCGAUAUGGAAAAUAAAUUGAGAAGUAUGAAGGCACAAAGAGAAGAAAUCGAGAGAGAUGCAAAAGAGUUACUUCAGAGUAUUGAAAAUAUUACUACCGAAUUAGGUGAUGCAGAAGAACAGUGUGCAGAUUUAAAGAAAGCCGUUUCCGACCUUGCAAAAGAGGAGAACAAAAUAAAAUCGGACAAAAUCGAAGUUGAUCAGAAGUGCAAAACGUACAACGCACAGAUUAAUGAGCAUAAGGGACAGAUUCACGGUUAUAGGUCGAAGUUGGCUCAUUUGAAGCUUCAAGAGAUACCCGACCAAGCCACAGAGGAAUUGAAGGAGUUUACGCAAGAUGAGCUAAAAGAGAAAAACAUUGGGAAUAUACAGCGACAAUUGACAUUCCAAGAGAAUCAAAUUAAAAGUGCAAAACCUAAUCUAAACGCAAUAACAGAGUAUCGAAAGAAACAAAUGAUAUUUAUUGAAAGAUCAAAAGAAUUAGAUGAACUUUCUCAAAAGAAGGCUAAAGUUAAAGAGGCGUUAGAUAAUGUUAGACAGAAAAGGAAGGAGGAGUUUGCAACCGGAUAUAAUAUUAUUCGAUUAAAAUUGAAGGAGAUGUAUCAAAUGAUUACUUUAGGAGGAGACGCCGAUUUUGAAUAUGUUGAUACAUUUGAUCCAUUUACGGAAGGUAUUCAAUUCAAUGUACGUCCACCGAAGAAAUCGUGGAAAAAUAUAUCAAAUUUAUCCGGCGGCGAAAAGACGUUAUCUUCAUUGGCAUUAGUAUUCGCUUUGCAUUAUUAUAAACCGUCUCCCUUAUACGUGAUGGACGAAAUUGAUGCAGCUCUGGAUUUUAAGAAUGUUUCCAUUGUGGCAAAUUAUAUUAAAGAACGAACAAAAAAUGCGCAAUUUGUUAUCAUCUCCCUAAGAUCCAAUAUGUUUGAGCUGUCCGAUCAUCUAAUUGGUAUAUACAAAACCUUUAACUGCACUAAGUCAAUUACUAUUAAUCCAAGAGUGUAUGAUAAACCGAAGCAAACCGCCAUGAUUCCAGAACCACAGCAAAAUGGUAAUGAUGAUAUAAUCGAAACACCACAAGGAGUUGCUUCCGAAGACAAGGAAGUUGAAAAUGAACCAAAUGAAAUUGAAAUCAAUGGGUCACAAAUGGAAGUUGAUGAAUAAUUUAUUAUCGAAUUUUAAUAAUGUAAAGAUUUUUAUAUUUUUCUAAUAGAACAGUGUUAAUUACU